This is a messenger RNA of Chara braunii, 1665 nucleotides long. NCBI's taxonomy places the organism in Eukaryota, Viridiplantae, Streptophyta, Charophyceae, Charales, Characeae. The record is from the annotation of a GenBank genome assembly.
CUGUUUUAUCCUCUCACUUUUACUCUCGAGCAGGCGCAGAGGUGUGAGUUAAUCCAAUCCAGGGGUGUUUGUGGCAAACAUGAGGCCUUCUCUUGAAGCCACGUGUCUUCCUGCUGGCGGCCAAAGCGACAUCCAAUUAGUGUUAGAGUUUGAAUGCACCCUAUGUGACGGCCCAGAAGAGGGCGGUUCUAGUGAUGAGUCCACUGCAGCCUCAUCAUCCACACGGCCUCGGCCAGUUCGUGGGGAUGAUGAUCCAAAUACUGGUCUUCUUUUUUCGAUCGAUUUGCAUUCCCAUCAGCCAUGGGUCCUCUGCGGACGUUACUCUAGAGAAGAUUGUUGUUUCGGGUGGCGCUUUGAACAUUGUGACAGUCUUGAAGUGUGGAACUAUGAAGAUGGGACACGAGUCGCCUCUGUGAAGAUCGCUGACCAUCCUGAUGUUAUCGUUGCAAAAUUUAUUCCUCAGAAAAAUUGGAUUGCGACAAAGUAUUUUGAGAGCCUCGUCGUUUACGAAAUCCAAGCUCCAGACUUGCACUGCGUCACGACUUUCGAGCUUCCUGCUGGUGAACCUCUCCCGUGGGAGGUUGGUGAGCAUCCCAGCGUAUGCUACAUGUUGACUGGGGCCGAAGAUGUUGUGGUUUUGUGGAAUGGGGACAAAGAAUGGGAGCAGAUCACGUUUGGGAGAAAGAAGAGGGAAGAACAAAAAGUGGAUAGGUCUGGGCGUGAUUUUGAUAGGGGCAGACGGCAUUUGGCUCUGUGCAAAAACUCUAAUGGUGUCGUUGUUCUUAACAAAAGAGGAAAGCUCCUCCUUCUGAAGAUCGUGAGGAAAGGAAGAAACAAGGAAUUCCAAAGUAAAGCGAAUAUUCAGACGGCCGCUGUCUUUGCGGAACGACCCCAGACGCAAAUGCCGCCAAUCAAUGAACCACCUCCACCUCCAAGCGAUGAACCACCCCCAGCGGUAUCGAAGAAAAGGGUCGUGGGAAAGAUGGAAGACAAGACCUGUUGUGGCAAGCCAGAGCGGGAGACGGAAAUUCCGCCAGUCGAUGAUGAACCAGCGGCACCGGCAUCGAAGAAAAGGGUUGUGGUGAACAUGGAAGAUAAGACCUGCUGUGAUGAAUCACCCGCGGCGGCAUCAAAGAAAAGGGUUGUGGGGAAGAUGGAAGAAAAUACCUGCUGCUGUGGCAAGCCAGAGUGGGAGAAGAUAAUUCGGCAGAAGAUGGCAGAUAUGGAGAUGAAGUGCAUGAAAGCAGUGAAGGAACUGAGAGAAGAGCAUGCGGAGAGGGUCCAAAAGCUGGAAGACGACUUCAAGCUGAAGUGGUCGAGAGCAGUGAAUGAAUUGAGAGAAGAGCAUGCAAAGAGCCUACAGAAGCUGGGAGAUGACUUGGAGGAGUGCGGGAAGGCUGUGAAGGAAUUACAAGAAGAGCACACAGAGAGACCCCGAAAGCAGAGCUGAAGUGCAUAAAAGCAGUGCGAGGAUUUGUAGAAGAGCAUGCAUGCAUGCAUGUCGAGGGGAUACAGAAGCUGGAAGUUGAUGACUUUGAAGCUGUAGCUGACUCAUUCGUUGUACGGAAUGGAGAGAAGGGCAUGCAAAGUUGGUCAGGUCGGGAAGCUGGAGGAUAACUCAGAGCCGAGGCGCAUGAAAGCAGUGAAUGAAUCGAGCAAAGCGUG